AAGACAUAUGGGGACCCUUUUUCUUCGUACCAUUUCAUAUAAUUCAUAUAAUUCAUAUAUCACUCCAUAUACAUAAACAAUCAGUGAGAUAAGUCUCACAGUUCUAUCACUCACGAGAUUCAACCUCAAAACUUUUCCUUGUCUCCGUUUUGAAUUGACUCUCACCUUUCUCGCAUUUUUUAUUAUCCUUUUUUGUUUUCCGUACAUUUAAAUCUGUGAUCUAUCUACAUGUGUGCAACAAGGUUAGAAAUCUUUUUUAGAUUCUUAGACUCAUUCGCGUUCUUCUCAACUCCAAUCCACCAUACAACCCAAGAAAAAUCCACAGCCACCAUUUAAAAGAAAAGGCCUUGGUCUUCAAUUUUUGCAAUACAUCCAAUUUGGCGAAACUCACCGACCCAAUUGAAGACCCAUUCCAAAGUUUGCUUCUUUGAGCAUCAACAUUAACAAGAAGCUCAAAACCUCAAAAGGGCACAAAAAGCAUUAAAACGGUCGAAAAGAAACAGAGCAUGAGAGAGAACAACGUUGUGAUCACGAGGCAAGAGAAUUACGGAUCGGGGCAUUCUCGUCAUUACAAGGACGCAAUCUGGUGGCCGUUCAUGAAAUCGCUGUCGAGAUCCUCCGCGGUUAUCGCCUUCUCCGUCGUGCUCAUCGUCGGCGCGUUGGUUUACACGCGCACGCUCGACACACAUCCCAUAAUUUCGGGAGGUUCAUCGACGAAAUCAGCACUGGGCACAUCCACAUACCAAGUGUUCCGCGCGCAAAUAGAAACCCCAGUGAACUGCAGCGCGUACAACCACACCCGAACAUGCCCCAGAAACGGCGGGCACGAAAAGGGGAGCGAGGAGAGGGUCGGAGCGAGCGCCACGUGUCCGGAGUACUUCCGGUGGAUCGACGAGGACCUGCGGGCGUGGGCGCGUACCGGAAUAACGCGGGAGAUGGUGGAGCGGGCGAGGGCGACGGCGAACUUCAGGGUGGUGAUCCUGAACGGGAGGGCGUAUUUGGAGACCUACGAGAAGGCGUUUCAGACGAGGGACGUUUUCACGCUCUGGGGGAUUCUGCAGAUGCUCAGAAGGUACCCUGGGAUGCUUCCCGAUUUCGAGCUCAUGUUUGAUUGCGUCGAUUGGCCCGUCGUCUCCGCCGAUCGCUACGCCGGCCCCAAUGCCGGGCCCCCGCCCCCUCUCUUCCGCUACUGUGGGAAUGAUGACACAUUGGACAUUGUCUUCCCUGAUUGGUCUUACUGGGGAUGGCCUGAGGUUAACAUAAAGCCAUGGGAGAUUUUGUUGGGAGAGUUGAAAGAAGGCACCAAGAGGAUACCAUGGCUGAACAGAGAGCCGUAUGCUUACUGGAAAGGUAAUCCAACAGUUGCUGAAACAAGGCAGGAUCUCAUGAAAUGCAAUGUUUCUGACAAACAAGAAUGGAAUGCUCGUUUGUAUGCUCAGGAUUGGGGACGAGAAUCACAAGAAGGGUACAAGAAAUCAGACUUGGCAAGCCAAUGCACUCACAGAUAUAAAGUGUACAUUGAAGGUUCUGCUUGGUCAGUGAGUGAAAAAUACAUUCUGUCAUGUGACUCUGUCACUUUACUUGUAAAACCCCAUUACUAUGAUUUUUUCACAAGAGGGCUGAUUCCGACCCACCACUAUUGGCCCAUAAAGGAAGAUGACAAGUGCAGGUCCAUUAAGUUUGCUGUGGAUUGGGGUAACAAUCACAAGCAAGAGGCACAAAAUAUUGGCAAGGCAGCAAGUGAUUUCGUUCAAGAAGAGCUAAAGAUGGAUUACGUGUACGACUACAUGUUUCAUCUCUUAAAUUCAUAUGCUAAACUGUUCAAAUACAAACCCUCUAUAGGUGUUAAUGCUACUGAACUAUGUGUGGAGUCUAUGGUUUGUGGAGCAGAGGGAACAGUAAAGAAAUUUAUGAUGGAAUCAUUGGUGAAGGGUCCUUCAAACACCAGCCCUUGCACCAUGCCUCCCCCUUACGACCCUCCAUCUUUGCAAGCGCACUUAAAGAGGAAGGAAGAUUCAAUUCAACAAGUUGAAUCAUGGGAAAAAAGUUACUGGGAAAAGCAAAAUAGGAAAUCUUAAUGUAUAUUUUUCCCAUGUUCAAAUGACCAUAUGCAUUCUUAGAAUAUUGUCCCUCUUCCACAUACAUAUAGGGUUCUCUAAUUAGGGGGAUACAAAUAGAAUCUAGAUUACCUUGUACUUGGCUAAAUAAGCCCUUAUCCUCCUCUUGUACGAAUUGAGUUUUAGAUUUUGCGGAAAAAAAAUUGUUUGUUAA
This is a messenger RNA of Cajanus cajan (pigeon pea), 2271 nucleotides long. RefSeq lists its product as uncharacterized. The record is from RefSeq and is a predicted model, not a curated record. NCBI's taxonomy places the organism in Eukaryota, Viridiplantae, Streptophyta, Magnoliopsida, Fabales, Fabaceae.